Molecule: messenger RNA, 3622 nt
Organism: Doryrhamphus excisus (bluestripe pipefish)
Lineage: Eukaryota; Metazoa; Chordata; Actinopteri; Syngnathiformes; Syngnathidae
Product: abl interactor 2-like
Biological process (GO): neuron migration
Cellular component (GO): SCAR complex; lamellipodium; actin-based cell projection
Molecular function (GO): signaling adaptor activity; SH3 domain binding
Source: RefSeq, a predicted model, not a curated record
CAGUACCGCACGCAACCGCCAGAGUCGCCAUAGAGUCCACGCUUGCCCAGCUAAAAAGAUGUGAAAAUGGCGGAGCUACAAAUGCUUCUGGAGGAGGAAAUUCCAGCGGGACGAAGCGCUCUGCUGGAUAGUUUUACCAAUUUGGAACGAGUCGCCGAGUAUUGCGAGAACAACUAUGUCCAGUCUCCAGACAAGCAGCGAGCGCUGGAGGAGACCAAGAACUACACCACCCAGUCCCUGGCCAGCGUGGCAUACCUGAUCAACACGCUGGCCAACAAUGUCCUGCAGAUGCUGGACAUCCAGGCUUCGCAGCUCCGCCGCAUGGAGUCUUCCAUCAACCACAUCUCUCAGACGGUGGAUAUUCACAAGGAGAAGGUGGCCAGACGGGAGAUCGGCAUCCUGACCACUAAUAAGAACACGUCACGCACGCACAAGAUCAUCGCCCCCGCCAAUCCGGAGAGGCCCGUGCGCUACAUCCGCAAGCCCAUCGAUUACAGCCUGCUGGAUGACAUGGGACACGGAGUCAAGUGGUUGCAAAGGUUUAAGGCCAGCGCUCAGAGCAUGAAAGCAGGAGGAGGCGGACUCCCUCGCACGAACCCCCCGACACAGAAGCCCCCCAGCCCACCCGUCAGCGGGAAGGGGACCCUUGGGCGGCACUCCCCCUAUAGGACGCUUGAACCGGUGCGUCCUCCUGUUGUCCCUAACGACUACGUCUCGAGCCCGACGCGCAACUCGGCGCAUCCCCUGCAGAGCCCAGCACGCACUGCGUCGGUUAAUCAGAGGAACCGCACGUACAGCAGCGGCAGCAGCGGAGGCAGCCACCCCAGCAGCAGUCGCAGCAGCAGCCGGGAGAACAGCGGCAGCGGAAGCGUGGGAGUGCCAAUUGCCGUGCCAACCCCGGCCCCGCCCACCGCCUUUCCAGCCCCAGCUCCAUCCAACACAACUAAGCAAACGCCCAACACUACCACCACCCCUGGCCCUCUGCCCGCUGUUCUCGAUGGUCCCCACCAGGCCUCUAACCCUUCUGUUGAGAUCCCGCAUGUACCCCCGCCCCCUCCCCAGCUCCCCACUUCCACAGCCCUCACUGGCACCGGAGCCGCCACUUGCGGCAACCCCGCACAAGGUGCGCCUCAGUUUUUCAGCAUGAACCGCCCGGCGCAGCCGCCUCAGAACGCCCACGUGGGGGGGUCACUGCCUUACCGCCGGCCCUCAUCUGUAACUGGGCAGCCUAACGUGGCCCCCAACCAGAACCAGCUCAACGGGGGGCCACACUUUGCCCAGAAUCAAGGACCGCUUGCGCCCCCUCCCCCUUCCAUGCAGAUCACCCCUCAGCUGCCCCUGAUGGGCUUUGUGGCCCGGGUUCAGGAGACCAUAUCAGACGUGCCGCCCCCGCCCCCGGACGAGCCGGUGUUCGAGGAGCCGACACCUCCCCCUCCCCCACCGGAGGACUACGACGACGAUGAAGACGAUGAGGAGUCGGCGGUGGUGGAGUACAGCGACCCGUACGCAGAAGAGGACCCGCCCUGGGCGCCACGCACCUACAUGGAGAAAGUGGUGGCCAUCUACGACUACACCCGCGACAAAGAGGAUGAGUUGUCGUUCCAGGAGGGCGCCAUCAUCUACGUGAUCAAGAAGAACGACGACGGCUGGUUCGAGGGCGUGAUGAACGGCACCACGGGCCUCUUCCCCGGAAAUUACGUGGAGUCCAUCAUGCACUACGCUGACUGAGCACCGCCCCCUCGAGGAGCAGGUAGCGAAUGGAGGAGGAGGAGAGGACGAGGAGGAGAGGACGAGGCUAAAAGGUCAAAGACUUUGAAUGGACAGAGCAUGAUCACCUCUGGGAUGGCACAUAAGACAAGAAAGCGGACGCCGUCGUCGCCACGUGAAAACCACUACUUUUCCCCCCGCCGACUUUGUGUUGCGUUCAAGUUGCUCUCAUUUUGAUAACACGCCAUCAUAUUUAUUUUUAGGAAGAUUUCCCCCGUCGCAGCUUUACGAGAAGGCAAAAGCAUUCCACUCGACAUUUCUCCCCGGACGAGCGGGAAACGCAACCGUAGCGAUGACACGUGGUCACGUGACACACGCCACAUGGAGGCGGGUCAGAGAAAGUGCUGGAUUUCCGAUUCGAGUUUUGCUUCUGGAAGGUAACAUGACCCUCAAAGCAGUUACAUGAUCCAUGACAUGUUUGGACACAUAGGAAACAAUAUUUAACCCCAACAAUAUUAAUUAAUAUUAAUAACAAUAUUAAUAAGACGUUGUGAUAUUCUGGUCCGUCUGUGUCAGUAGUCACUAUAAUGUUAGGUGAGACACACAAGCACCAGUUGCAACCGCCGGAACAACAGGCUUUUAUCAUAGGUUUGAAUUAUCUCACAACAAGCACAAUAAAACUCUACAGCUGACACCCCCCCCCCCCAGCACCAGAACACUUUUACAGCAACACACAUACCAGCACAAGUCUUAUUUUGCUCAUUAAGUAUAUUAUAUCGGGUAUUAGGAGUGUAAAGGUGACUAUAGGGGUGUUAGUCCUUGUCUAGAGGGCUCUAAUAAUGUUAAAAACCGUAUUUAACCCAAUCGUACAAAGCAAUGAUUGCUUCAGUAAACAGAAAGCCCAGCACAGAUUCCUCUCGGAAAAUAUGCAGCGCACUUGAACGCCUCAUGAGAGCACAGCGCCACGCUUGAAAGGCUGGAAUCUGUCUAUAGUGUCCCAACUCUUAAAGAACCACGAUCCAAGUCGCCCAACACGUAGCCAAGACAUAUUUUGUGCGAAGGAAAUCCUAUGAAAGCCAAGGUUCCAAUGAGAAUGUGAACUCGAUGCAAUAAGUCAGCAUUUCCUUUGUGUCCAGGCUUUUGGUCACCUGAUGGGAAAGGUCGCUGGGUUGCGGUGUUUUGUUUUUUUUUUUUCUCCCUUUCCUUUGGGUUUGGUGUUCCUGAAAUGAAUUUCCAGAGUGGUACGUGUCGUCUUGAAGGAAGAAGAAUUUAAAAAAAAAUAACGUCUUAAUAUUUUUAGACAUGGUGUGACUUAAAAAAAAAAAAAAAAAAAUUUCAUAUGCAUCAUUUCAAAGUCACGUGUGCCAUAUGGGAGGCGUGUUUCCGGGCUUUUUUUUUUUUUUUUUAAACCGAAAAGCACACGCAUUUGUGAUGAAAUAUAGACGAAUGAAGAUGAUUGACAGGUGUCGAGUCCUCCAGGCGGGAUUUCUUGGUGUUGAAUUUGGUUUUAACCCUGGCAAAGCCUCCAAUCAGCAGUUUUAGGGGUGCAUCAUCUCAAAUAUGCUUGGCUGUUGUCCGCUAUCAGUAAGACCAGAAACUUUAUUUUCCAGAAAGAAAAAAAAAAAAAAACAAUUCCAGUGGGUCUGUAUUUGAGUCUUGCAUGCCAUUGUUAUCUGUGCUGUCCCCCAGAACCUCGAGAGAGACUCAGUUCUGACCCCGCCCUCAUCCAAAGAGAUUGUUCAGGUGCUUUCUAGCCUGCGGGGAAGAGAUGAGUUGUCUCGUAGCGUCAUUGUUGUCAGCAGGCGGUCAUGUGACAAGUCCAUAACGCCAUUGUGUUGCACAUUUGAAGUGGAAUUGCAGAAGUAUCAUAUUUGUAAAAAUCCAGAGAACAAAGACAAUAAAGAUAUAAGAUUGA